AUGUGGCAGGGUAUUUUCUUUUGGGCCCCCCUGGUGCUCGGCAUCCAGGCGACCAGCCCCUCAUGUCGCUGUUUCCCCAAUGAGCCUUGUUGGCCCUCACUGCAGCAGUGGAGCGAUUUCAACGCGACCCUCGGCGGCAAACUGAUCUCAACGGUACCAAUCGGGAGCGUCUGUCACACUCACGGGGAAUACGCCGCCUAUGAUCCGGAAGCGUGCGCUGAUUUGAUCUCUGACUGGGGCUAUCCUGUUACUCAUUACGAUACUUCCUCGUCACCCAUGGCCUCAUGGUUUUCCAAUUUCUCUUGCGACCCGUUCCUGGCCCCCGAUGUUCCCUGCAAUAUCGGCUCUGUGCAGUGGUUUGCGGUCAAUGUCAGCACCGCUGAAGACGUCCAGAAGACCCUACGCUUUACCAACGAGCACAACAUUCGCCUCGCCAUUCGCAACACGGGACAUGACUAUUUGGGCAAGUCAACUGCACCUGGUGCAGUAGCUCUGUGGACCCACUAUCUCAAGGACACACAGCAUCUCGAAUAUAGUUCUGCCCACUACACUGGUUCCGCUAUGCGGCUAGGCGCGGGGAUCCAAGGAUUUGAAGCAACGGCUGCAGCGCACGCACAGGACAAGGUUGUCGUCACCGGAAAUUGCGAGAGCGUUGGCAUCGCCGGCGGAUACACUCAGGGUGGGGGCCAUGGUCAGCUUGCCUCUCAGUUCGGGCUUGCUGCAGAUCAAGCUCUUGAAUGGGAAGUCGUCACAGCUGAUGGAAAGUUGUUGACAGCUUCACCGACUGAAAAUGCUGAUCUGUACUGGGCUCUUAGCGGUGGCGGCGGCGGUACCUAUGCCGUUGUACUCAGCGUUACGGUGAAGACACAUCCAGAGAUGACCACAUCUUCUGCGACUCUCACGUUUGAUGGGACUGGCGUGUCAACAGAGUUUUGGAAAAUCGUGCAAACAUUUGUGGUGGAUAUCCUGCCGCUCCUCGACGCGGGGGCCGUUGCGAUCUGGGCAAUUUCCGGCUCAAUCUUCAGUUUGACACCUAUUUCGCUCCCGGGAGGCCGCCGGGAUCAGCUACAGGAGGCACUCACGCCAACCUUGGCUCUGCUCAAGCAGAGCAACAUAAGCUACAUGCUUACCACUAUCGCAGCCUACGAUAUUCAGGAGUUCCCCACUUUCUGGGCUAGCUUCCAAGCCAUGAAUCCCCAUAGUAACAUCACAGAAGCCCAGAUUGGAGGACGCCUAAUACCGCGGUCAACAGUUGAAUCUGACCUCGCUUCGCUGAUAUCAGCCAUCCGGAGCAUUGCCGAAGAGGGCGUAGUCGUAUCUGGUGUCUCACUCAAUGUGUCCCGUGCCGCUAUCCCCUUCAACGCAGUGAAUCCUGCCUGGCGCGAUGCCGCCAUCUCCUUCGUGCUCGGAACCACUUACAAUUACACGAACCCCAAGGUGGAUAUCCAAUGCCAGUCCCUGAUGACGGACUCAAUUGUUCCUCGCCUCGCCGCUCUGAGUCCUGGUGGCGGAGCGUACCUCAACGAAGCGGACUGGAGACAGCCUGAUUGGCAAUCGGUCUUCUAUGGCGAUAAAUACCCGCUACUGGAGGUUAUUAAAGCGAAGUAUGAUCCCGAGCAUGUUUUCUAUGCUCGCACUGCUGUCGGCAGCGAGUGGUGGCAUGAGGAGUUGGAUGGACGACUUUGCCGGGCAGCAUGCGCAUGA
Penicillium atrosanguineum is the source of this 1704-nucleotide messenger RNA. Its product is annotated as FAD-binding oxidoreductase. NCBI's taxonomy places the organism in Eukaryota, Fungi, Ascomycota, Eurotiomycetes, Eurotiales, Aspergillaceae. Gene Ontology annotation, molecular function: FAD binding; oxidoreductase activity. The coding region runs from base 1 to 1704 and encodes 567 amino acids. The record is from RefSeq and is a predicted model, not a curated record. The transcript has 3 exons.